Aspergillus puulaauensis is the source of this 477-nucleotide messenger RNA. RefSeq lists its product as uncharacterized. The coding region runs from base 1 to 477 and encodes 158 amino acids. The record is from RefSeq and is a predicted model, not a curated record. The transcript has a single exon. NCBI's taxonomy places the organism in Eukaryota, Fungi, Ascomycota, Eurotiomycetes, Eurotiales, Aspergillaceae.
AUGGUGAGAAUUGCUCGCGAGCAGGUACACGGAACAGAGGCAUGUCCGGCUACGUUCGAGAAGGCGGACAUGAGAACGUACGAGCCGCCAUCACCAGACCCCUUGGAUGCUGUGUUUGCCGUGUUCUCGCUCUUCCAAAUAUCCCCCGGCGACACGUACGCCAUAGUUUUCCGGUUCGGGGAGUGGUUGCGGCCCGGUGGGAUUCUUGUUCUGGGGUUCACGCCUAGUUCGGUGCUCCAGGAGGGACAAGGAAUAUAUGAUUCCUUUUGGGACUGUGUGCGGGAUGUGGAGAAGUCGUGGAUGACGCGGGUAACGAGGGAGUCGUUUCUGUCUGAGGAGAGAUGGAGGGAGGUGCUGGGGCAGGCGGGGUUUAGUGUUGAGGUGGAGCGGACGUUUAGGUUUGUGCCGAAUGAUGAGCAGCAUAGGUGCGAGGAAGUGCAUUCUCUUAUUCGGGCGAGGAAGAUGGAGGCAGAUUGA